This is a messenger RNA of Tetrahymena thermophila SB210, 1443 nucleotides long. RefSeq lists its product as hypothetical. NCBI's taxonomy places the organism in Eukaryota, Ciliophora, Oligohymenophorea, Hymenostomatida, Tetrahymenidae. The record is from RefSeq and is a predicted model, not a curated record. The transcript has a single exon.
UAAUUAAUUACAAGUAAUGCUUUUGAUAUAAGGAGUAUAUAUAACAUUUGUCCGAAAUAAUAGAAAAAAGAAAUGCAAGUAAUACCAUUAAAUAUCUCCGUUAAAUUCAAAAUAUUAUACUAAAUUAGAAGAAUAAAAUUUAGAGUAUAUUUAAUAAAUCUUUGCUAUUCUUUUCAAGCAAGCUUUCUGAGAAACUUAGAAAUAAUAAUGAAGCAAAUAACAAUCAGAAGUAAUGAUUCUUCUCUUUAUUAGCCAUCGUAUAGCACUAAUAACUGCAGCAAUCAGACUUAUAAUUUUUAUGAUGAUAAAAACACUAAUUAUACAAUAUCAAAUACUGUAGAUCUUGAAGCAAGAUCUCUCAUGUCUAGCAGAAUGAGCAAGAGAUAUUCAAGAUCUUUAUUUGAAAAAGGAUCAUUAUCUUUAUUUAAAACUAAGUCUAAUGAACCUUCGGUAGAAAAAAAUUUAUCCAAAAAAUAAAGCAACAAAUCUUUAAAUGAGAAUUUAGUUAAAAAUAAGGUGCAAAUUUACGAUCAGCUCAAAAGUAACACUCAACUUUAUUCAGAUUCUUUCUAAAUGGAGAGAUUGAAUUACACUGAAUUAUUUGCUAAGAGAGUGAAUUACUAAGGUAUUAUUCUUUUUGAACCGAAUCCUUAUCUUUUGCCUGUUUUCAGGAAGGAUAAAAAAAAGCAUCAGACAAAGGUUUCUGAUGUUUCGCUGCUUUUAUUCAAUCAAUACAUGAAAAAGUCAAAUUAGCAGAAAGAAAAAAUGGCAAAAUAGCUACAAAAGUAGUUAGCAAAAGAAGUUGAAAGCCAAAAUUCUGAAUUAAAUUACAUGAAGAAAAGUGAAUUUAAAAAUAAUAAUUUUUUUAACAAGAAUUUAAAGAGAAAGCUUGUAAAAAACAAAGCCAAACAAAAUGUAGAAUAAUUAACUUUAUCUCCUUCUUGCAAUCAAGUGAAAAAAGCUCGAUCAUUUUCAGAGGACUAAAAUCAAUUUAAAUUUUCGUAAACUUAGAACACCUUUUUCUGCAAAGAAAAAGGCAACAAUAAUAAAUCUAAUAAUAUAAGCUCAGAAAUGUAAUAAAAAAAUAAGAAUCAUUAAAGCAAUUAAACUGUUGGAUAUGAUCCUUACGGCGCAGAUUAGUAAACAUUACCCACCUAAUCUAGGAGAUAAAGCUAUAUAAAAUCAAAUAGGCAACUCAGUUAUGAUGAAAAACUGUAAGAAAAAGAAACUGAAGCUUCAGAAAACAAUACAGGCUCUAAAAGAUAAAUACUUUCAAAUAUUUACAAAGAUCGUAUUUAAAAUUUAUCUAAAAUUUUAACUGAGUAAAAGUAAAGCUAACUUGUAAGACCUUAAACAGCUUAGGUUAGUCGAAGAGUCUAUUUGUAGUAGCCGAACUAUAAUAGUAUCUAACAUAAAACAAUACAUGAUCAAGCUUUUUAUUGA